AUGGUCGAUUCGCAGAAACAAGAUCCAGAGUCCAAUGGCGUGAAAGAGCCGGAUAAAGCGCAUAUUUCAAGACAUAUUGCUCCACGACAAUCAGAGUCGCAACAGCAAGGUCCGACGGUCCUGGGGCAGAGCUACGGCAUCAGUCCGCUCGAUCAACCUUUACAACCUCCGCGCCGAGUCACCUCUCGUUUCUCGCUUCGGCGCGCACAGUCAACUGCCUCGAUACAUUCUACUGCGUACGGUCGGACAAACUCUGAAACUGCUGCGCGAGUGCCGGUGGGCUCACAGGAAGACGUUGGCCAACAAUAUACAGAUGGCGGCGAUGGCAGCGUCGGGGAAGAACUUGCAUGGGGGCCAUCACAUCCAUGCUUCCCACAUUUGAAUCCACAUGUUCCUGUCAACUCGCCAGAAUACUCUGCUACUCGCAUUAUCCGAAUACGAAGAGAUUGGAUGGUCGUGGGUGAUCUAGCCCCGACGUUUUCCAAUAUCUAUCCUGAAAUUCUUGAUCCUUUGAUGCCGGAACAAGAGUUUCGCUAUGUGGUCGAGCACAUCAAUCAAACUCUAAUUGAUGCGUACGACCCUUUUUCGGCGUGGAACUGGUUUGAUGGAUUGAUGGGUUUGCUGACGGGCUGGUUCUGGGAAGAUUUUCGGCCUAUGGGCAUCAAGGGUCAACUGAGGGCUCUCGAGCAAUGGCUGGAGGAUUGGAACCAUACUGUCGGAGCGAAAGUUGGAGUGAAGAUUAUCCCCCUUCGUCGGACUGGCUAUAUGAAUCUUGAUAUUCAGAUUCCUGAUCCGCAGGUUAGAGUGGUCGGUGAGGAUGAUGAGUCUCAGCGGCCUACACCCUCACCACCGGCGGACAUGGCGAAUGGCAAUGGAACCCAAACCUUGGCCCAUGGCGGUAUCGACCAAGCCUGA
Molecule: messenger RNA, 915 nt
Organism: Exophiala dermatitidis NIH/UT8656
Lineage: Eukaryota; Fungi; Ascomycota; Eurotiomycetes; Chaetothyriales; Herpotrichiellaceae
Exons: 1
Coding region: 1-915 (304 amino acids)
Biological process (GO): protein targeting to membrane; peptidyl-L-cysteine S-palmitoylation
Cellular component (GO): endoplasmic reticulum palmitoyltransferase complex; extrinsic component of endoplasmic reticulum membrane
Source: RefSeq, a predicted model, not a curated record